Molecule: messenger RNA, 1234 nt
Organism: Aaosphaeria arxii CBS 175.79
Lineage: Eukaryota; Fungi; Ascomycota; Dothideomycetes; Pleosporales
Product: aspartate aminotransferase
Exons: 7
Coding region: 10-1233 (407 amino acids)
Biological process (GO): L-aspartate biosynthetic process
Cellular component (GO): cytosol
Molecular function (GO): pyridoxal phosphate binding; L-aspartate:2-oxoglutarate transaminase activity
Source: RefSeq, a predicted model, not a curated record
UCUGCAACGAUGUUCCGAAAUGUUCCAGCGGGCCCUCCUGAUCCGGUCUAUAUUCUGAAGACGAAAGUCGACGCAGAUAAAUCUCCCGAGAAAGUGGACCUGGGGGUUGGUGUGUUCAGAAAUGAGAAAGCAGAAUGUCAUGAAUUGCAGGCCGUUAAAGCAUCCAAGAAAGCCAUUCUCGAACAGAACCUUGGUCACGAUUAUGAAGUAACAACAGGAAACCCCGAGUUCGUUCAGAAAGCGGCUGCAGUUUUGUUUGGCAGCUCUGCUGAAGUUAUACAAUCAAAGAGGCUUACCUCAGUACAAGGUAUCUCCGGAACUGGAGCUAUCCACACUGCUGCCCUAUUCCUUAGUCGAGUUGAUACAUUGAAAGACAAGAAGGUCUAUGUGGGAACUCCUGCAUGGGGCAAUUACGAGCCUCUCUUCAACCUCGUCGGCUUCACUGUUGAGAAGUAUCGUCAUUACGAUGCCGAGAAGGGCGUUGUAGACUUUCAGUCGCUUCUAUCCGCAAUUUCCAGUGCACCAAAGGGCAGCAUAUUCAUUCUCCAAGGCUGCUGCCACAAUCCUACGGGAGCGGACUUGACAAAAGACCAAUGGCGUACUUUGGCUAAGGCAAUGCAAGAGAAGGAGCUAUUCCCAUUCUUUGACAUGGCAUAUCAAGGUCUCGGAGGGUCGCUCGACGACGAUGCUUUCUCCCUACGGCUCUUUACCGAAAAGGGAUUUGAGUUGGUUGCCUGCCAGUCGUUUUCAAAGAAUUUUGGCAUCUAUGGAGAGAGGUGCGGCGUUGCACAUGUUGUAAGCGCAAACUCAGAUGCCGCACAGAAUGUCCAUGACCAGCUGCGAUCCCUGAUCCGAUGGGAAUUUUCAUCUUCUCCAGCCUACGGUGCUCGCAUCGUAACCACGAUCCUUCGCGAUUCGAGCCUGACAGAAGCAUGGAGUUCUGAGCUAUCGUCUAUGAGGGAGCGUCUGGUUGUGGCUAGGCGCGAUCUAUACGAAGCUAUAGUGAACAAGCGCAAGACUCCCGGAGACUGGUCGGUUCUUUUGUCGACAACUGGACUAUUUUGUUUCUUGCCCUUGACCCCAAAACAGACGGCAAUAUUAGGCAACAAAUACCAUGUAUACAUGCUUGGUAGUGGUCGCAUCAAUGUCUCGGGCAUAAACCCAAGCAAUGUUGAGCGGAUAGCUACGGCAAUCGACGAAGUAGUCAGAUCGGCCGUGUCUUCGAAUCUAUGAG